Capsella rubella is the source of this 5613-nucleotide messenger RNA. Its product is annotated as protein NETWORKED 1D. Gene Ontology annotation, molecular function: actin filament binding. NCBI's taxonomy places the organism in Eukaryota, Viridiplantae, Streptophyta, Magnoliopsida, Brassicales, Brassicaceae. The record is from RefSeq and is a predicted model, not a curated record. The transcript has 5 exons. The coding region runs from base 308 to 5518 and encodes 1736 amino acids. Gene Ontology annotation, cellular component: plasma membrane.
ACCCUACCUAAAACAAUUUCCUUCUUCAAAACGUAAAAAAGUAGGAAUCAGACAGAGAGCUGAAACACCUUUCUUGGAGAGAGAGAUCUAGAGGAACAAGAUGAGAUGAGAAGACGUAGAAGAAGUGAAAGCGGAAGCUGAUCCCACGAUUUCUCUACUAUUUUAGUAUUAUCCUUUUUUAUUUCCGGUCACUACCACCGAUUGAUUUCUCGAUUUUGGCCUUCAUUUGACUUGAAUUUUUCACGGAGAAAUUUGGUGUACUUGGCAUUUUGGUGGUGGUGGUGUGUAAAUUGUUUUGCUGGGAAAAAUGACUGCUGUUGUGAAUAGUAACUCCAAACGCUAUUCUUGGUGGUGGGAUAGUCACAUUAGCCCCAAGAACUCGAAAUGGCUUCAGGAGAAUCUUACAGAUAUGGAUAGUAAAGUCAAGCAAAUGAUUAAGGUUAUUGAAGAAGAUGCAGACUCCUUCGCUAGGCGAGCAGAAAUGUAUUACAAAAAGCGGCCUGAACUUAUGAAAUUGGUCGAGGAGUUUUAUAGAGCGUAUCGUGCUUUAGCUGAAAGAUACGAUCAUGCUACCGGUGUUAUUCGUCAUGCUCAGCAGACUAUGGCUGAAGCAUUCCCAAACCAAGAUCCCAUGAUGUUUGGUGAGGACUCUCCUCUUGAUUCUUCCAUUGAUGAGUUUGAUCCACAAACACCUGAGAAUUAUCCACCUAUCCGAGCUCCGGUUUACCCCGACGAUUUACGAAAAGGUGUUUUGGGGAAUUCUUUCUCUCAUUUGAGUACCGUAAAGCGUAAUAUAGCCUUCAUGGAAGAGCCUCAGUCUGUGAGUAACGGGAAAGGUUUGAAAACUGGAAAGGCAAGGAAAGGACUGAAUUUCAGUGACGUUGAUGGAAAAGAAAGAAAUGCUAAGGUUCCUUCAGAAUCUGAACGCGCUAGCAAAGCUGAGGCUGAAAUCGUUGCUUUAAAAGAUGCUCUUUCUAAAGUUCAGGCUGAAAAGGAAGCUAGCUUAGCCCAGUUUGAUCAGAAUUUGGAGAGACUGUCUAAUUUGGAGUCUGAGGUAUCUCGUGCACAAGAGGACUCUAGGGGGCUUAUUGAACGAGCCACUAGAGCCGAAACUGAGGUUGAAACGCUCAAAGAAUCUCUCAGCAAAGUAGAGGUUGAAAAGGGGACCACCCUUCUUCAGUAUCAGCAAUGUCUGCAAAACAUAGCUGAUUUGGAGGAUCGCAUUUCUCUAGCGCAGAAGGAGGCUGGAGAAGUAGAUGAGCGAGCCAGCAGAGCCGAAACUGAAACUCUAGCAUUGAAGCAUAGCCUUGUUAGAUCCGAAACUGACAAGGAAGCUGCUCUUGUUCAAUAUCAACAAUGCUUGGAAACCAUAUCUAACCUGGAAGAGAGGUUGCACAAGGCUGAGGAAGAUGCAAGUUUAGCCAAUCAGCGGGUAGAAAAUGCUGAUGGUGAAGUUGAAAGCCUGAAGCAAAAGAUUUCCAAAUUAAUUGAAGAAAACGAAGCUUACGAACUCCAAUACCAACAGUGUCUGGACACAAUUGCAGAUUUAAAGCUUAAGCUGUUUCAUGCUCAAGAAGAAACUCAAAGGCUUAGCCGUGAAAUAGAGGAUGGAGUUGCUAAGUUAAAAUUUGCAGAGGAAAAAUGUGUGGUGCUUGAGAGAUCAAAUCAAAAUCUGCAUUCUGAGCUGGAUGGUCUAUUGGAGAAACUGGGUAGUCAAAGUCAUGAGCUCACGGAGAAACAGAAAGAGAUGGGAAGAUUGUGGACUUGUGUACAAGAAGAACACUUGCGUUUCAUGGAAGCUGAGACUGCCUUUCAAACCCUGCAACAAUUGCACUCUCAGUCUCAGGAGGAGCUAAGCACUUUGGCAUUGGAACUGCAAAACAGGUCUCAAAUUCUGAAAGAUAUGGAGGCCCGUAACAAUUGUUUAAAGGAGGAAGUGCAGGGAGCCAUAGACGAGAACAAAAGUCUCAGUGAGCUUAAUAUUUCCUCGGCUGCAUCAAUUAAAAGUUUGCAUGAAGAGGUCUCAAGGUUACGGGAGACAAUACAGAAACUUGAAACAGAAGUUGAACUGAGAGUGGACCAGAGAAAUGCUUUACAGCAAGAAAUAUACUGUCUUAAAGAAGAAUUAAGUCAGAUAGGGUCGAAACACCAGUCCAUUGUAGAACAGGUGGAGCUGGUUGGUUUACAUCCAGAGGGCUUUGUGUCUUCUGUCAAGGAGUUGCAGGAGGAGAACUCAAAGCUAAAAGAAUUUAAUGAAAAAGAAAGUACCGAAAAGACGGCCUUGCUUGAGAAGUUAGAAAUGAUGGAAAAACUUAUUCAGAAAAACUUUCUUCUGGAGAACUCCAUUUCAGAUUUGAAUUCGGAGCUGGAAACAGUUAGAGGAAAGCUAAAGACUUUGGAGGAAGUUUGUAUGUCACUUGCAGAAGAGAAAUCAGGCCUUCAUUCUGAGAAGGACAUGUUGAUUACCCGUCUGCAGAGUGCUACAGAAAACAGCAAGAAACUCUCUGAGGAAAACAGGUUACUGGAGAAUUCUCUCUCUAAUGCCAAUGAAGAACUUGAAGAACUCAAGUCAAAAUUGAAAAGCCUGGAAGACUCAUGCCACCUGCUGAAUGACGACAAGUCCAGUUUAAUUAGUGAAAGAGAAAGCUUACUCUCUGAAAUGGAUAUUAUGAGAAAAAGAAUUGAAGAUCUGGAGAAAGUACAUGCAGAGUUAAAAGUGAAAGUUCUGGAAUUAGUGACCGAGAGGGAAUCUACCCUUCAGAAAAUUGAAGAUUUAGGAGUGUCUUUAGAUGGCAAAGACCGUGAGUAUACUAAUUUUGUGGAGUUCUCCGAGAGUCGGAUGAAGGGCAUGGAAUCAGAGAUUCGUCACCUUCAAGAUGAAAAUCAAUGCCGGGAGAGAGAAUAUCAAGUGGAGCUGGAUCGAACUCAUGAUGCUCACAUUGAGAUUAUCGUUCUGCAUAAAUGUUUGGAGGAGUGGCUUGAGAAGAGUUCCUCUCUGAUUGCUGAAAAUCAGAAUAUCAAAAAGGCUUCUAAUCUGUUAGAGAAGCUAGUCUCUGAAUUAGAGGAGGAAAAUAUUGGGAAACAAGUGCAGAUUGACUCCUCGAUUAACUGCAUUAAAUUACUGAGAACGGGAAUCUACCAGGUAUUGAUGAAACUUGAAAUAAUUCCAGGUAUAGAUUCCGGUGACGAGAACUCGCGAGACCAGAAAAAUAUGCAUGAAAUUUUGGAAAGACUUGAUGACAUGCAAACUAUGCUUUUGAAGCUUCGGGAUGAAAACCAGCACUCAGCCGUUGAGAACCUUGUCCUUGUUGAAUUUCUUCGGCAACUUAAAUCAGAAGCUGCCGGUAUUGAAACAGAGAAGAAAAUUCUUGAGGAAGAACUUAAGUCUCAUUGUCAGCAGCUCUCGUUUUCGCGGGAUGAGGGGCAGAAACUUAUCUUUACGAACAGAGAAUUGAGCACAAAAGUUAAUCAAGGAUUCGACAGAGAAGAAGUCCUGAAGGUGGAAAUUAAGGACUUGCACAGGCAAUUGUUGCAAUUUCGAGAUGACUACACAAUUUUGCAGGGAGAGAAUUACAAGACUCUAGACGAGAACAGGGACUUGAAAAAUUUAACAUUGAGGUUGGAGGAGGAGAAACAUAAACUAGAAGAGGACAUCUCUUUGCUUCUUUCUGAAACUAUGUAUCAAAGCAAUCUCAUUGUUGUUUUGGAGGAUGUCGUUUUGGAAAAACUUGCAGGAGCGGUGAGACUAAACGAGGAUCUGGACAGACUCAGUUUUGUUAAGCAUAAGCUCAAGGAAGAGGUAAUGGAGGUUGGUGAUAAGUUAAAAUCUGCAGAAAUUGAGAAUUUGCAGCUUGAAGGUUUGCUAGAGAGAUCGGAUGCUGAACUGCUCUCUGUCAGAUCAGCCAAUGAUCAGUUGGAACAUGAAAUUGCUAGUGUGAAGAAUCAGUUGAGUCAAAAGGAGAACGAGCUUCUAGAAGCAAUGCUGAUGAUAUCCAUCGUGCAAAACGAAAAAUCUGAAUUAUCUAAGGCAGUGGAGGGUCUAGAAUGUAGAUACAAGGAAGCUAAAGCAGUAGAGGAAGAAAAGGAUAUGCAGGUCUUAAAACUUCGUGGAGAUUACGAUGAGCAGGUGAAGAAGAAUAGUCAUUCCAACGAAGCUAAUCUGAAAUUGGAAGCUGACUUGAUGAAUUUAUUCAUGGAACUCGAAGAAAUCAAAGUGGAGAAGGAAAAGCUAAACCAGGAGCUUUUUACAGAAAGGAAUGAGAUUGAAAAAUGGGAGUCUCAAUCUGCAACAUUGUUUGGAGAUUUGCAGAUUUCAGCUGUUCAUGAAACAUUGUUUGAAGGGUUGACCCAUGAGCUGGCUGAAGCCUGUGCGAAGCUUGAAAGCAGAAGCACGUUAAAAGACAUGGACAUUGACCAGCUUAAAGGAAGAGUGAACAAGUUAGAGGAUGCGAACAAAGAACAAAAUGAUAUUAUGUGCAAAUACGCCCAAGCUAUAUUCCUGUUGAAGGAAAGCAUAGAAUCUCUGGAAAAACAUGCCAUGCCUCACGAAUUCGAGAAUGAACCAGCCACCGACACUGCUUCAACAGUGGAUAACAACGAUAAAUUCUUAGAGUUGCAAGAAAUGCGAAUGAGAAUCAAAGCUAUUGAGGAGUCGGUAACCAAAAAGCUUGCAAUGGAAGAACUAAAGUCUUCUUCUGCCCGAAGAAGCAGAAGGAGAAAUGGAAGCCUACGGAAACAGAACCACGAAAUAGAUUUUGAGGAAAGCGAGAUGAUCACAAAAGAUAUCGUUCUUGAUCAGGUUUCUGAUUGCUCAUCAUAUGGGAUAAGUAAGAGAGACAUUUUGAAGAUAGAAGAUGAGCACAGUUUAGAGGUAAAGCAACAAAAUCCUCAGAAAGGCAAAUCGUUGUCUGAAGAGUCAUUGGUUGUGGACAAACGAGAGGUCUCUGAUAGAUUUACGGAUCCAAACAAAGAAGCAAACAAGAGGAAAGUUCUCGAGAGACUUGGUUCAGAUUUACAGAAGCUCGCAAAUCUUCAUGUUGCCGUUGAAGAUUUGAAAAGCAAAGUGGAGACAGAGGAGAAAGGCGAGAAAGGAAAAGAAAACGAGUAUGAAACAAUAAAGGGACAGAUCAAUGAUGCUGAAGAAGCAUUAGAGAAACUUUUAAGUGUCAACAGGAAGCUGGUGACGAAAGUCCAAAACGGAUUUGAGAGAUCAGAUGGAAGUAAAUCAUCAAUGGAUCUUGAUGAGAAUGAGAGUAGCAGAAGGAGGAGGAUAUCAGAACAGGCGAGAAGAGGAUCAGAGAAGAUUGGUAGGUUACAGCUGGAGAUACAGAGAUUACAGUGUCUGUUACUGAAAUUGGAAGGAGAUAGAGAGGAUCGAGCAAAAGCAAAGAUAGCGGAUAGCAAAACGAGGAUUCUUCUUCGGGAUUAUAUCUAUAGUGGAGUGAGAGGUGAGCGAAGAAAGAGAAUGAAAAAACGGUUUGCAUUUUGUGGGUGUGUGCAGCCGCCUCCAUCUCCGUGAUUAUUAGAACUGUUGUUGCAAGUAAGCUAAAUAAUAUUCAUGUGAAUGGAAUCGAAUUGAAGUUUGAUAUGGAAAGAGAAACACUUUUGCUAAUA